CUGCAAGCCUUUCCCUCCCACGUCACACCCGUCAGCCGGAGCAACAGCAGUUCACAACGCACUGUCGCAGACUGACUGCUUGGGCUCACUCCAAUACAUAUUAGGCGCUUGUCGCCAUUCACAUUACAUCCCACAUCUUCAUUCCCCAUCAAACUCAGCUGAUCCUACCUCUGAUCUUCACUAUCCUUUCCACGCGUCCGUUCCCUAUCCCGCACCUCACCCUCUCACCCUCGUUCGGUUUCACGUACUAUAUAGCCUCGUGAGCGUCCCUCGACGAUGGCGAUUUCCAGCGCCAACGCGGCGUGCGCGUGCCUUCCCCCAGCCUGUCAGCUCUCCUGGGCCAUCCUCUCCGCCGUCCAGCGCUACUCCAACGUCCUUCCGCCUGCUCUUGCCACAGAAAAAACAGUCUCCAACAGCAUCACCCGCCGAAUGCGGCGCAAAAGCACGGUCCAUGUCUGCCGAGGCCAGCGUUACCCCCACGGUCGGACAGCACUCCCGCUUGUCACGAAAAUGCGGCUCAGUGGUUGAUUCUCGGCCUCAUGCUUCCCCCGGCUCCCUCAUCUACGGCUGGGAUUGCGCACGACUGGAGGCGGCCUCCCACCGUCGAUCCCAACGCCAAUCGCGGCGGUCACUGAAGGAAGCGUGUCUUCGGCAGUGCGCUCGUACGCCCGGGAUUCACCAAUGUCGAGCCAAAUUGAGCAAAUUGAGCGACUUUCCGGCGGGCUCUCUGGACUCACCGCGAGCAAUCCUCGCCAUCAGAGGCGGUUGUCGUCCCAGCGCCGUUUUUCCGGUCAACCUCCCCGAGCGCCGAAAGCGAACAUUGCGGAGCAAUUCACGAGCAUCAAGCCGCGCUCCAACAUGCGAGGUCGCUCUCACUCCAUGGCGGACCUGACCUCCGCGACGAUCCCGGAUAACGUGCGAGCGUCGCCUGCGUAUUCGCCGCUCUCGCAAUUUGGCAUUCCCAGCGUCGCUAGAUACGUUGAAGGGUCCGGUAACCAUGCGGAAAGGAGCUUCUAUGCGUCUCCAACGGCUGGCAUUGCGACAGCAGCUCGCAGCAGCAGCCAGACCGACCCAGCAAUGUCCAUUUCCCAGAGUGGAAGGAAGCCUCCCUCCCCGAAGCUGGCUGAACAAUUCAAGUCCUUCGGGUGUGGACAUGGGGGGAGCAGGCGGGCCACUUCCAUGGUAUGACCGCGCGCACUGCCUCAGUUUGUUACCCAAUACGGGAGAAUGAGGGUCUUUGAGUAUCGAGAUUGUCCUCUGUCCUAGCCUUCGAAUUCUUUUGUUUUGCUUUGCUGGCAUGCCUAUUUUUCCAUGCUUGGAGGAAUCCGUUUCUUCAGGCCUGUCGUAGUAUGGACAAUGCUGGUGCAGAAGUUGUGGAGUCUGUUGGUUGUAUUUUAUCUGUAAUAAAUGGACUGUUGUCUUGCAGUUGUGACUAUUACGAGCUGAAUU
Closterium sp. NIES-67 is the source of this 1449-nucleotide messenger RNA. Lineage: Eukaryota; Viridiplantae; Streptophyta; Zygnematophyceae; Desmidiales; Closteriaceae. The record is from the annotation of a GenBank genome assembly.